Molecule: messenger RNA, 478 nt
Organism: Struthio camelus australis
Lineage: Eukaryota; Metazoa; Chordata; Aves; Struthioniformes; Struthionidae
Source: RefSeq, a predicted model, not a curated record
AUGGCGCAUCUGCGUCAUGUGUUUUCCCAAAGCUUGGCUGUGCUGCUCUUUGGAUGCAGUAACGCUGCUGUGCUGGUCUGUUUUUCCCAGGAAGGGCAGGAGAAUGUAGAAAUCCUCCCGUCUGGAGAGCGUCAGCAGGCAAACCAGAAGCGGAUUACCACCCCCUACAUGACCAAGUAUGAGCGAGCCCGAGUCCUGGGCACUCGUGCCCUCCAGAUAGCGAUGUGUGCCCCUGUGAUGGUGGAGUUGGAAGGAGAGACAGACCCCUUGCUGAUUGCCAUGAAAGAACUCAAAGCACGCAAGAUCCCCAUAAUCAUCCGCCGAUAUCUGCCAGACGGGAGCUAUGAAGACUGGGGGGUGGAUGAGUUAAUUAUCACAGACUGAUCAGCCUGGAAAGCCAUUGCUUUUGGUUCUUCCUUCCACAGCAGAUGUUUCUAUUUUUGUUUAUAUUUGUGUAAAUAAAUUGUAAACUUCCCUA